This is a messenger RNA of Blastomyces dermatitidis ER-3, 801 nucleotides long. RefSeq lists its product as uncharacterized. The coding region runs from base 1 to 801 and encodes 266 amino acids. NCBI's taxonomy places the organism in Eukaryota, Fungi, Ascomycota, Eurotiomycetes, Onygenales, Ajellomycetaceae. The record is from RefSeq and is a predicted model, not a curated record. The transcript has 3 exons.
AUGGAUAUGGAUGAAGAAUACGGGCAGGAUACACCUACUCCCAUGCCGAGGGGGGGUGAAAUGGGAUCUCAAACUGGAGGUCAAAUGAAUGAAAACGCCAUGAUUCGAAUGAUGAUGAAUUAUAUGGAGAAACAGGACAAACGAAUGGAAAUGCUCAUACAAAAGCUAGAGAGCAACUCAAGCUCUCUGUCAACUACUCAGGACCCUAUUAGUGAGUAUCAAAAGAAUGCCAAAGCCAAGCUGGAAGGAAAGCAUGUAAUCAUUCUCAACAGAUUCAUCAACUACUUGAAAUGGAAGAGUUCAAUCCUUGCAGAUGCUCAUCUUAUUCAGGCAAAAGAUGUUCUUAUCAAGGGAGAAACAAUUUUCCAAUCUUUGAACAUCACUGUACGCGAUUCUCUGGGACCAUUGAAUGAAGAUGCCUAUCUUGCUGUCACUAUAUGGAAGAAUCUUGCUCGACACUAUACUAUAUCUCGCGCAGAAGAACGCCUUCUAACCACUAAAAAGAUGAGAGAUUUACAUCUCAAGAACAGCGAUUUCCACACCUAUCUUGCGAAUUUCCGAGACCUUAAGACAAAGCUGGAAUUCAUUAGAAUGAAGCUGGAUGAAUUCUAUGCUACUAAACAGAGCCCUAUUCAGAAUCUGAAUCUUGAUGAUUUGAUGAAUCAACUGGCCAUGCGAGUCACCAUCAACAUGCCUGCUACUAUCACUCAUCCUUUCACUGCGAGCCCUGUCACUGAACAAUUUGAUAAACACCAGUGCCACUACUGCAACAAUACUGGUCAUAUCAUCAAAUACUGCUGA